Pichia membranifaciens NRRL Y-2026 is the source of this 2025-nucleotide messenger RNA. RefSeq lists its product as hypothetical. NCBI's taxonomy places the organism in Eukaryota, Fungi, Ascomycota, Pichiomycetes, Pichiales, Pichiaceae. The coding region runs from base 420 to 1967 and encodes 515 amino acids. The transcript has a single exon. The record is from RefSeq and is a predicted model, not a curated record.
UGCACAUCCUGGCCCGGGAUUUUGGGCCCACUGCAGACCCUGCUGGAGGGCCGGGUAGACACGUCUCAACAACUGCUUUGAUCGUGCCUACGUUUGAUGUCACUCUGAAAAAUUUUCCGUUUACCCCUUCUGUUCCAUCCACCUGUCUACGUAUAUAUGUAUUGGUCCCAUUCGUUUUGACCACCCACUCCUCCCAACCGCCUGUUUGUUUUCCUGCAACCUGCAACCGCGGUGCCCAUCUCCGUACAUCUGUUUGUGCAUAGCAUUUGAUCUUUCUCAAAGGUAGCGAAGGAAGAAGUGAUUCAAGAGAUCCCUCCCGUGCCUUGCCGACCAGUUGUUUCAUCUGCUACCCUACAAAGACUAGGUACACACACAUACACACACACACACACACCCAGGGCCAUACAUUACACUGUGAAAUGCUCAGAAAACAGCUCAAGCCGGUGUACCAGAAGUACGGGCCGUUUAACCUGUACUUCACAGCGUUCCUACUUUCUGUCACAGCAUGUCUCUCCCUAGGAAUCCUCACACUUUUUUCUAUCUUUGCGGAACCGAUGCAAAAAAUACUAAACUACUCCCAGUCGACCAUCAAUACCACCAUUAUUUUCCAAGUUUUAGGCUUGAACCUUUUUACCCCCUUGAGUGGCUACAUAGCGGAUGCAAAGGGAAUCUGGAUUUUAUCCUUGAUUUCCUUCUGUGGCUACUUUAUUGCUUUCAACUUGAUCAUUCUUGUGGUACGAAAUAAUUUGGACAAGCACUACAUCUAUUUGAGCUUCUUCAUAUUGGGGUGCUCUCACAUCUCGUUUCUAUUCAGCUGUUUGUUGAAUUCUGCCAAAUCCCUAGGCAGAUACUACAGAACACUAUCAAUAAGUACCCCUAAUAUGAUGGUCUCCUUUUCCUCCUACAUACAGAUACAGAUUAUUGCCACCUAUUUCGUACCAAAAAAUGAUGAUUUGCAGUCCAGAUCAGACAAUUUUGUCAGCAUUCUUUAUUUUUUUCUCAUUUUGUUGAUGCUCAGCACUAUUCUUUCAUUUGUUGGAUGCAAAUUGACCGAUUGGACCGAAUAUUAUGAAUUUGACUAUGAGGAAACCGCUACUACAGUUUACGAAGAUUUCCUGAGUUUCGAAACCUCUCCCCUGUUGCGAGGUGCGGCAACAGUUUUGCGUAGCCCCCAAACUUCGAUAAUUGGGUCACCUAGAUCUUGGUAUGUGGACGAGGACUCCUCUGUCGUGAACCUGGAUGAUGAGUUAUCGAUGUUGUCAUCAUCAACUCAUCUCAAUACUAAUAACAACACCAACACCAACCCAAACCAUUCUCCAUAUAGACACAAGGUUAAUGGAUUUCUUUAUGAUCCGUUGAUGUAUCCGUUGAUGUUUUGCUGUUUGACGUCGAUAGGUUCAACGGAGUUCUUUAUUGCAAAUUUGAAUGCCAUUUUGGGGAAUCUUAAUUUGGCGAAAAAGUUGGAUGAUAAUUUACAGCUUCUCUCGAUCUCUUCCACGAUUACAAGGUUCAUAAUCAUGCUUUUUACAGAUUGGUUCUGUACAGCAUUCAAGGUAUCACGUAUCACAAUAUUCACCGUGUGUGUCAUAGCAUGUGGCUUAUCGCAUAUCUACAUAUCGAGUGCCCCGGUUGCAUCAAUGAACUUUCCUCUUGUCGUCAUUCUCAACUCGAUCUUGAACUCUUCUGUCUUUACACUAUUCCCUGCUAUUUUAGCAAGUAUUUAUGGAAUUGAAAUUUUGGGGACAACAUGGGGCGUUUGUUCGAGCUCCAGUAUUUUUGGAAACAUGUUUUUGAACAUGAUGUACUCUUACGAUUUCAGUUCCAAUUGUGUUGGAAGUAUGUCAAAAGGGUUGGCAAUUUGCUCAACAUUGACCUUUUUCACCAGUGGUACUAUGCUGGUGUUUUUCGGUUUGGUCGUAUUUUGGCUAAGAAAGCGAUAUUUGAGCAGAGUGAAUACUUUUUUCUAGAGUAAUAGAUUUAUAAAUAAGAUGUAAUGAUUUAACUAGUAUAUUCAAUGAUUAUGAG